Molecule: messenger RNA, 2142 nt
Organism: Phlebotomus papatasi
Lineage: Eukaryota; Metazoa; Arthropoda; Insecta; Diptera; Psychodidae
Gene: Elovl7
Product: elongation of very long chain fatty acids protein 7
Exons: 6
Coding region: 691-1668 (325 amino acids)
Biological process (GO): very long-chain fatty acid biosynthetic process; fatty acid elongation, monounsaturated fatty acid; fatty acid elongation, polyunsaturated fatty acid
Cellular component (GO): endoplasmic reticulum membrane
Molecular function (GO): fatty acid elongase activity
Source: RefSeq, a predicted model, not a curated record
GGGCUUAAAAGUUGUUCAUUACGGUACCGACCGCGACACAGUGCGGACGCAGUUUUUACUUUUCUCCCCCGCAACCCAGCCAUUGAAAAAAAAAUAACAGAGAUCUUCUGAAAGAAAAGUGAUAGUUGUUUUGUCUCAACACAAAGUGAUCUUAUUCACUUGGAAGUCUUUUGAGAAGUGCAAAAAGUGCAAGUUAUUCUUUUAGGAGCUUAUUCCUUUAAGACAUUACGUGUUGUGUUAAAGAAAAUAUCCCUUGGAAAAUAUGAUAGUUGCCAUUGGACAAUAAUAUUGAAUAUUGAACUUUUUGAGCAGAUAUAUAGAUACGUGGAAGCGUUAUGACGACACAUCCACUGAGGGACUGAUUGUGAAUGGGAAAUAUUCCUGUGAUUAUACGUUAAUUCAUGUUCUCAAGUCAUUAGCAAAUUGAUCGUAUUUGAGGACAAUACACACUUUACAGUAAAGUCACUCUGGGGCGCAAGAAAUAACGAUAAAGUGCGAGGAGGAAAAACUAAUUUCUAUAUAACCAUUGAUUGUAUAAAUAUUUAAUCAAGUUCAAGAAGAGACACUUUGCCACAGAUUUUACUUUCUUGGCUCUGGAUUUCAAAAUCGUGGGACCCCGAAACGGUUUUCACCAGCAGUAGUGCCACCUUAUUGACCAGUCGAUACCAAAAUUUUAUAAAUUAAAUAAAGAUGUCAUUUCUACAAUCAAUCUACGAUGGAUACAGAGAUCUCAUGGACAAUAAAUCCGAUCCACGCACCAAAGACUGGCCCCUGAUGAGUUCUCCAUUUCCCACAAUUGCAAUCAGCCUCGCAUAUGCAUAUUUUGUAAAGGUUCUGGGACCACGGUUGAUGGAGAAUAGGAAACCUUUUCAAUUGCGCAGUGUUCUUAUUGUCUACAAUGCCAUUCAGGUAAUCUUUAGCACGUGGCUGUUCUAUGAAGCCUGCGUAGCUGGCUGGCUCACAGGAUACAGCUACCGAUGCCAACCCGUAGACUACUCUAGAACGCCUCUAGCUAUGAGGAUGGCCAAUGGAUGCUGGUGGUAUUACUUCUCAAAGUUCACUGAAUUCUUUGACACAUUCUUCUUUGUUAUGCGCAAACGAUAUGAUCAAGUGUCUACACUCCAUGUGAUUCAUCAUGGAAUUAUGCCAGUGUCCGUUUGGUGGGGUGUUAAAUUCACUCCAGGUGGCCACAGCUCCUUUUUCGGCUUCCUCAACACUUUUGUGCACAUCGUCAUGUACACGUACUACAUGCUGGCUGCGAUGGGACCAAAAGUGCAGAAAUAUCUGUGGUGGAAGAAAUAUUUGACUGUCCUCCAGAUGGUUCAAUUCAUCUUGGUGAUGGUUCAUGCCUUCCAAUUGCUCUUCAAGAAUGACUGCAACUAUCCGAUUGCCUUCGCUUACUUCAUUGGUGCACAUGCUGUUAUGUUCUACUUCCUCUUCUCUGGAUUCUACAAACAGGCCUACACCAAGAAACAGAAGGACGCUGAACAGAAGCGAUUGAUUGCACAGAAAAAGGAAAUCAACGAAAAUGGCACUCACAAGCAGAUGAAUGGGAAGACACAAAUGUACGAAAAUCCCGGAGCUGUGGAGGAUAGCUAUUCAACAACGAGGCAAAGAGUCUUUGUGGGAUCCAACAACUGGAUUUGCCAGCCGGUUAACAUCAAUUGAACCGGAGGAAGAGAGAGAAACCACCAAUAUCGAGAAGUCAGAGACUAAAAGAUUUGAAAAGAAAAUGUUUUGUAUACUUCUUUGUGGGACUUCAUGCAUAAUUUCCGUGUCUUAUUGAUAAGGGAUAUAUAUCAAAGAUAAGAACAAACUUGUAUACAUCAGGCAUUAAUCUUUCUUCACUUUCCACCUUUCCUCUAUCUUCCUAAAGUCUAUAAAAGAUGAUAUUUUACGUAGAUUUUUUUACAUUGUAGAAUUUUUUUAUGUUUUCAUCUUUAGAUGAUAAAGAAUCUCUUUAUAUCUUCUUCUCCUUCCUUCCCUGUGUAGGUAGUUUUCCAUGCAAGAAGAAAACAUUAACGGUAAUAUAUACAAAAUUCCAUUAAAAGUAUAUAUUGUUAACUAUUUUGUGUGUGUGCAUGUACAAAAAAUAUUGUGGGUUUAAAAUAAAUUUUAUACGAAUUUUUUUUUCUAAAGACA